AAUAAUAUCCCUGAAUGCUUUUUUGAGCUGUCAGCAGCAUUCUUAUCAACAAAGACGAGACGACAGUGACUGUUCCGAGUAGCACCGCUAAAACAGUAAGAGGUGUGUGUUGGGGUGAGAGUCACGCAAGGAAAUUUCAUGCAUGUUAAAUCUGUGUUUUUUUGUAGCUAAGUUUACUGAGAUUUAUAUCAAAUUACUUUAUUGUUCGUUGUUCUUGUUGAUGUUUAGUUUUGAAAUGUGUAUGUUAAAAGAUGAUAAAAGGGAUCUUGCUUUUGUGUUUGUACUUUCUUUGUUAUACUUAUUAGAUCUGCUAUGUGAAAUGAGUAGUGUUAACUGAUUGAUUCUUUGUUUUAGUUUGGAUAUAGUUCGAGGAAUGACAACGAUUGUGUUCUAAUGAGCCAUGGAUUUUACAGUUUCUUUUAUGUUAAUGCUGUGUUAGAACUUUUUAAUGAUGAUAUUUGAAUAACAAAUUUGUUGAAACUGUGAACGUGAUAUGUUAUACUCUAGAUAAUGUCGGAAGUAGAGGGCGAAAACCGGGCUAUCGUGUGUGACAAUGGAACUGGAAUGAUCAAGGCAGGAUAUGCUGGAGAAGAUGCACCAAGUGUUGUGUUCCAAGCACUGUGGGUCGUCCACCACAUACGGGAGGGAUGGUAGGAAUGAAUGAGAACGAUUUAUUUGUGGGAGACGACGCUGAAGCCAGGAGCGGUAUACUUACACUUGACUACCCAAUGGAGCACGGUGUUGUUAGCAAUUGGGAUGACAUGGAGAAGAUUUGGUACCAUACGUUUUACAGUGAGCUACGUGUGGCUCCUGAAGAACACCCUGUGCUUCUCACUGAAGCUCCUCUUAACCCGAAAGCCGAUCGUGAGAAGAUGACUCAGAUCAUGUUUGAGACAUUUGCUGUUCCUAGUAUGUAUAUUGGUAUGCAGGCCGCUCUCUCCCUCCAUGCCAGUGGUCGUACCACAGGUACUGUGUUGGAUUCAGGAGAUGGUGUGAGCUACAUAGUUCCAAUCUACGAAGGUUCAGCACUCCCACAUGCAAUCUUGCGGCUAGAUUUAGCAGGCCGUCACCUAACCAACUACCUCAUGAAAAUCAUGAUGGAACGUGGCUACACAUCCGCCGAGCGUGAGGUAGUCCGAGACAUCAAAGAACAAUUUGGUUACAUAGCUCUUGACUACGAGCAAGAAAUGGAGAAGGCUACAAAGAGUUCGGCAAUCGAUAGAACCUACGAGCUUCCAGAUGGUCAAGUGAUCACGAUAGGAGCUGAGAGAUUCAGGUGCCCUGAGGUUCUUUUCCAGCCGUCUUUGAUUGGAAUGGAAACUUCUGGUAUUCAUGAGAAGACUUACAAUUCAAUCAUGAAGUGUGAUGAUGAUAUAAGGAAGGAUUUGUAUGGAAACAUUGUGUUGAGUGGUGGGACGACGAUGUUCCGAGGGAUUGAAGAGAGGAUGACCAAAGAGAUCAAUGCGCUUGCAGCCGCUAAUAUGAGGAUUAAAAUUGUUGCUCCCCCGGAAAGGAAAUAUAGUGUUUGGAUUGGAGGCUCCAUUUUGGCUUCUCUAAGCACAUAUGAACAGGUAAAUAAGAUAAUACUAAUUGUAUUAUUAAUUUAACGUGCGUAUCUCUUUUGGGAUGUUGUAAUGUCAAGUUGUUGUGAUGUAUAUAUAUGCAGAUGUGGAUUACUAAAGCUGAGUAUGAAGAAAAUGGACCGGCCAUUGUUCACACGAAAUGCUUUUGAGUUCUUUUAAUGCUUUGUUCUGAUGAAAUAAAUUCUUUUGAGGGAUUUUCAUUUCAUAAAUCUGAUUUCUUUCUUUCAUAUUUCUUUGUUUGUUGUCGUUGUUGUUGUUUUUCUUGCCAAUAAAAGAAGACGUUUCCUUAAUAAAAUAAAAUAAAAAGAAGAAUAUUCCCAAUGA
Arabidopsis thaliana (thale cress) is the source of this 1907-nucleotide messenger RNA. Its product is annotated as Actin family protein. Bases 648 to 1607 code for a protein of 319 amino acids. Gene Ontology annotation, cellular component: cytoskeleton. Gene Ontology annotation, biological process: root hair elongation. The transcript is spliced from 3 exons. The record is from RefSeq and is marked reviewed. Lineage: Eukaryota; Viridiplantae; Streptophyta; Magnoliopsida; Brassicales; Brassicaceae.